Messenger RNA from Arachis ipaensis, 1189 nucleotides. RefSeq names its product protein SRC2. Gene Ontology annotation, biological process: defense response. The record is from RefSeq and is a predicted model, not a curated record. NCBI's taxonomy places the organism in Eukaryota, Viridiplantae, Streptophyta, Magnoliopsida, Fabales, Fabaceae.
AAUCCCAAUUAAUCUCGACCGCUAUUAAACGCUGCCACGAAAUUCAACAACUCAAGAAACUGAUCGCGUUGUUCACAACAAUGGAAUACAGAACCCUAGACCUCAUGAUCGUUUCCGCCAAGGAUCUCAAGAAUGUCAAUUUGAUAUCCAAGAUGGACGUAUACGCCGUCGUUUCACUCAACGGCGACAUCUACAACCCCCAGAAGUUUAAAACCAGCGUCGAUCGCGACGGAGGAACCAGCCCUACGUGGAAUUUUCCGAUGAAGUUCAAUUUCAGCGACUCCUUGGCGCAGCAGAAUCGUCUCUCUCUUGAGAUCAAGAUCGUCUCCGACCGUACACUUGGCGACACCCUCAUCGGCACCGUCCACGUCCCCCUCCGGGAGCUUCUCGACAAUCCCGGCGGAAAAGACGGCAAAGAAUUCCGUCAGGUAUCUUACCAGGUCAGGAAGCCCUCCGGGAAGCCCAAGGGCUCUCUGAAUUUCUCGUACAAAGUUGGCGGCAAGAGUUCAGCUGCUCCGGCUAUGGAUAAGGCGUCGUCGACGGGGGCGACGGUUAGUUACGCUCCACCGCCGCCGAAGACGGCGGAGUAUCCUCCACCGGCGACGGCGUACCCUCCGCCAUCCAAGGAUUCAAAGAAUGAGCCAGUUAUGGCUUAUCCUGCUCAUGCUGCUGGGGCGGCAGGAUCAAGUUCCGCGCCAUAUGCUUACCCGCCGCCACAUCAGCAAUAUCCUGCUGGACACGGAUAUCCACCCGCUGGAUACCCACCCCAGCAAGGCUAUGGCGGCUAUGGGUACCCGCCUCAGCAACCCGGAUAUGGGUAUCCUCCACAAGGGUACGGGUAUCCGGGUCAAGCUGGGUAUGGAUACUCGCAGCCUCCUCAAAAACCGAAGAAGAACAAGAACAACUUUGGGAUGGGAUUGGGAGCCGGGUUGCUUGGCGGCGCACUUGGUGGGCUUUUGAUUGGUGACAUGGUGUCUGACGCGGCUGAUUAUGAUGCUGGCUACGAUGCUGGAUUUGAUGAUGCUGGUGGAUUCGAUUUUUAAAUUUUCUUUCUUUUUGGUUCUUAUUUUGUUUUUGUUGGACUGUAUAAAUGGGUUGGUUGUGACUUGUGAACUUGGUUAACUACGACUCAUGCAGAAUGUUUAUAUCUUUUGAUUUUGAUGUUUAUAUAGAUGAACUUACAUACUUA